Messenger RNA from Mustela lutreola (European mink), 3201 nucleotides. RefSeq names its product pleckstrin homology like domain family B member 3 (gene PHLDB3). The transcript has 17 exons. The coding region runs from base 353 to 2299 and encodes 648 amino acids. Lineage: Eukaryota; Metazoa; Chordata; Mammalia; Carnivora; Mustelidae. The record is from RefSeq and is a predicted model, not a curated record.
GGUCUCUGACUCAGCUCAGGGCACCCCCUCCCCUUGCCCAGCUCCCCAAACCGGUCGGAGCCCUUCUGAAGGGCUUAUUAGAGGGGAGAGGCCCCUAUCUCCAUUACCCGCUUCCUUUCAGGAUUCCCGGGGUCUGGGCAUUAGGGAGGCACUCAUACCCACCUGUCCGGCAGACAGAAAAGUCAGCGCCCAGAGCGCAGAGGGAAGCGCACGGAAGCCUGAGCCGGCCCCGCCUCCUGGAGCUCUUUCGAAGCACCGGAGAGCUCGGGAGCCUCCUGGGACGCAGCCCCGCGCUGUCAGGCCACGCCCCCGGAACUCGGGCCCGCCCACUCCGCUGGAGCGCCGGGCGGUCAUGGGGACGCCGAGCGGCCGGGACAGGGGGUGCCGGCCGCCUCCGGCCCCAGAGGGCGACGCGGAGGUCUCGCCCCAAGGGGCUGCGCAGUCCCAGAUGCACCCCGAGGACCCACAGGAGCCGGAGGCGCCUGAGGCCCCGGAGGAGCCCCAGGGAGUGAAGGAGCUUCCGAGCGGCCGAGGAGCUGAGCAGCAGGCUGAGGAAGAGGAAGAAGUGGAAGAAGGCAGCAGCACGGAGAGCAGCCGCGACGCGGGGGAGGCUCCGCCCCCGGCACCGACCCCAGUCACGCCCCCCGCAUCUCCCCAGCCUGGGGAGAGAGUGCGAGGGGCUGCACGGAGGCUUCGAGAGCAGCAGCUGGAGGCACUGACCCGCGUGGCCCUGAUGGAGCAGCGCGUGAAGGAGCUACAGCGCCAGAGGAAGGAGCUGAGGAUCGAGAUGGAGGUGGAAGUAGCCCUUCUGCGGGGCGAGCUGGCUGGGGAGCGGGUGGCUGCCCGGCGCGAGGAGGAACAGCUCCGAGAGCUGCUUGGACAGCAGGGGGACACGGAGCAGGGUAGCCGGGAGCAGCGGGAACAGGAGCAGAGGCAGCUGAGCCAGGAGCGGGAUCGAGUGGAGGGUCUUCGCCAGAGACUCCAGGAGGCCCAGGGACAGCUGGACUCCCAGCCAGAGGAGCAGCGUGAGUGGCUCCUGCAAGGAGUACAGGAGAUGAGGGAACAGCUGGAUGUGGCCCAGCGUGCCUACGAGGACCUAGAGUUCCAGCAGCUGGAGCAGGAGAGCCGGAGGGAGGAGGAGGACCGGGACAGCACUGGGGCCCGGGCACUGGACCCCAAGGUCCAGGAACUCCAGGCCAGUGUGGCGCAGCACAGACGCCGGAUCCAGGUCUUAGAGGAGCAGCUCAAAUCGCUGGGGGAGCAGAUGGCAGCUGAGAGCCGGGGGCUGAGCCGGAAGAAGGAGGAGGCCCUUCAGGCCCUGACUCAGGAACGGGGCCGACUGCUCCAGCUUAACUGCCUCCAGGGAACUCCGGGUGGGGACUUUGCUGAGUCCAACCAGGCCCUCACUAAGCUCCUGUUCACCCAGAAGACAGACCGCCAGCUGCUGGUGCUGCAGGACCCCACCGCCCACACAGCCUCCGCCACUUCCUCUUGCCUCUUCUCCGUUCGCAGCUCCCUGCAGGGCUCCAUAGGCCUCCAGAGGACUGGAAGCCUGCCCCGGAAGAGGGGAGAGCGAGUGAGCCAGAGGGGAUCCCCCCGACCCAUGUCCCUUCAUUAUACAGGACCCCUGGAGGCCUCGGCCCUCCCAGCAGCGUCAGGAAACUCUGGAAGACACCCGCUCUAUCAGCUGCUGAACUGUGGCCCUGGGAACAGCUGUGGGGCCCUCCACCCAGACAUCGCCCGCAUGGAGCGGCUUCUGCAGCAGGCUGUGGCAGAGAGGGAGCGACUGCUCAAGGCCAGGGAAGGGAUGAGAAGAAACAAGGAAGUCUCCUCAGGCCCGGAUGUACCUGCCAUCAUGGACCCGCCCAUGCCUCCACCCCGCCCCCUGGGCCCUCGAGUCUUGGAUCUUCGGCAGCACCUGGAACGCUGGGGCCACAAUCCUGAAAGCUGCCCACACCUAAGGGUGUCGGGAGGCUGCUGCCGCGGAUCCCUGGUGAAGAUGGGCGGCCGCAUAAAGACCUGGAAGAAGCGGUGGUUCUGUUUCGACCGCCAGGCCCGCCGUUUGGCCUACUACGCUGACAAGGAAGAGACCAAACUCAAAGGCGUCAUCUACUUCCAGGCCAUCGAGGAAGUCUAUUAUGACCACUUACGCUGUGCCUUCAAGAGCCCCAACCCUCGCCUGACGUUCUGCGUGAAAACCUACGAACGUCUAUUCUACAUGGUGGCGCCCAGCCCGGAGGCCAUGCGCAUUUGGAUGGACGUCAUUGUGACGGCUGCAGAUGAGAAUCACGCCCUUUGAGGGGCCCCGCCCUCUUGGGGGAAGUACCGGUGAGGCUCCGCCUCUGAUGCCCCGCCCUAGGCCCCACCCGCCCACCCGCCCGCUGCGGAAGGCCUGGGCCCGCCCCUUUGGAACUUCGGGAAUCCUGCAGGUGCCGCGGCUCAGCAGGCCUGAGUCGUGGUGUUUUGGGCUGCAGGUGCCUUCCUGCGAUGGGAAGCCAGCCCUUGGGACCCUGCCCUGGGCAGGAGGAAGAUUGCAGGGGUGGGAAGGAACUAUUUAUUGGUGCUCCUGUGAUCCCGAAUUAAACACGGAGAAAGACCGUCGUUGAUGCAGUGUAUUUCUAGAACAGGUGUCCUGGGCCCCUUCGCCCUGACCUAGGCAGGACAUCCUAGUUCUAGGUAUCUCUAAGAGACAAACGUCCCACAGCCCGUUCUCCUCUCUUUAGGAAUGGAGGCCUUCAACAUUAAGGUCAAGCCUAGGGAGCUGGGGCAUGAGGAGAAGCACGUGUCUUUAAUCUUUGGCAAUUUUGUUAUUUUAGUUUGUGGGCCCCCCUGCUUCCACCCUUUUUGACUUGGCAGGGCUAUUGGUAGUUUCUAAGAACUUCUAGGCUCCUGUCCUCUGGGCCUUGGCAUAUAAUUAUUCUCUGCCUUGCCCUUAAGUGGUUAGCUCCUGGUUUCUCAGACUUGAGAUAUCUCUCCUUGAGGAAGCCCUUCCUGCCCCUCACAACUGGGUCAGGCACCCCAUUUUGAGCUCCCCUGUUCCAUCCCUAAACACCCUAGGUGAUCACUGGUAGUGGAUCUGGGUCCCAUAUGGACUGGGAGUCCCAUAAGGUCAUAGCCAGUGGUGUCCUGGUUACUACCAUGUCCUCAGCACCAUAGGGCACAUUUCAGUCUAUGAAAGUGGAAAAAAAUGCUUUCCUUUCA